AGAAAGCACUUGCCUUCCGUCAAGCAGUAACUGUGAUACUGAACAAUGCAAUAUAAAGUCUAAUUUUAAUUUGAUAAGUUGUGAUAAUACAAAUGACAGUGAUAAUAUUAAAGAUUCUGCGCAUUUGACUGCAGAUGCUCCUUGUAUCGAUGAGAAUCUUAAUACAUUAGUUGUUAGUAACAAUAUUGAGAAAAGCGAUUCUCCAACAACUGUCAAUUCCAAUGCUAUUUUAAAUGUUGAUGCAUCAUAUGUGACAUUUGAAAUCGAAGAAGGCACUUGCGUUCCAUCAAGCAGUAACUGUGAUACUGAACAGUGCAAUAUAAAGUCUGAUUUUAAUUUGAUAAGUUGUGAUAAUACAAAUGACAGUGAUAAUAUUGAAGAUUCUGCGCAUUUGACUGUAGAUCCUCCUUGUAUCGAUGAAAAUUUUAAUACAUUAAUUGUUAGUAACACUAUUGAGAUAAGCGAUUCUUUGCCAGCUAUUAAUUCUAAUGCUACGUUCAGUAUUGAUACAGCAAAUGUGAAUUACGAUAUCGAAAAUGUUUCGACAAUAACUAAGAUUUCGGAUGUUAAACAGAGCGUUCAAUGUUGUAAUAAAUUUUAUUCUACUUCUAAAAUAUGUGAAAAUGCGAAUGUUAUUGAGAAAUUUAGAAAAACUAAAAAACCUAAAAAAACUCCGAAGAUUCUAGAAAUACAAAAUGUUAAGAUAUUACUAAAGAAGAUUCCAGUGCACACAGAGAAAGUUGAUAAUAUUACAAAUAGUAUACAGAUGAAUAAUACGUAUAAUAUCGAUAAUAGUGAUGUUUCUUCAAAUGCAAACGGGACUUACGUUAUCGAUAAUAUUUCAAGUGAAACAUCUUGUCCAGUUGCAGAAUCUACACUCAUAGAGAAUCAGUUAGACUUAGAGUGUGAAAUCCAUAAUAAUAAUUCUGAGUCUGAUGAUACAUCCAUUACAUCUAAAAAUAAUUUAGAUAGUAGUUUUCAUUUGUCAGAUUGUUCUAAGCUUGAAGACACAGAUGAAGAUGAAGAUGAAAAUGAAACUAAAAAUACACAUGAACGUACGAUUAAUACAAGUAAAAAUAAAUCUGUGAACAGGACAUUAAAUUUGACAUCAACAUUUUCAUCUGAAGUAUGUGAUGAUAGAAAUAUGUAUGUGGAAACUUCCAAUAAUCCUAAAUUAAAACAAAAUAUGUGCGUAUAUUGUGAAAAAUUUCAAGCGCAAAUUGCAAGACAUUUAGAAACAGUACAUAAAGAAGAAGAAGAUGUGAAAAAGUUUCGUCUUUUACCUAAGGGUAAUCCGGAACGAAAGAAGAUUAUUGGUCUACUUAGACAAAAAGGAAAUUUCAUAUAUAAUACUAAUUCUAACUUAAAUAAAGGAGAUUUAAUUGUAUGCCGGCGUCUAAGAAAUGAAUUGAAUAGACAAGCAGCCGAUUUUAUUCCUUGUGCUAAAUGCAAAGGGUUUUUUUCUAAAAAUAAUAUAAGACAUCAUUUUGCAUCAUGUGCGCCAAAAAGGGAAUAUCCUCAAAGAAAUGUUAAAAUAUUGGGACGUACUGUGGCUUGUCGAAUUCAUUACAGUGCAAAUACACCAUUAAGAAGAUUGGUGUUCCCAGUAAUGAGGGAAGACAGCGUAACUCAAAUUAUUAGAUAUGAUGAACUGCUAAUUGCUUUUGGUAAUAAAAUGUGUCAGAAGUAUCGUCUCCAACAUCAGCACGAUAUGAUUAGAGCGCGACUGAGAUUACUUGGACGAUUUCUUAUUGUUUUGAGAGAUCUCGAUAAUAGUAUAGUAGAUUUCUCUUCAAUAUAUAAUCCAACAAAUUAUGAACAAUGCAUUAAAGCUGUAAAUAAACUUGCACAAUUCGAUGAAAAGACUUGGACAUAUAAAAUACCAUCUAUUGCAACAUCUUUAGGAACACUUAUAAAACAAAUUGGGAAACUUUUAAGAAGUAUAUGCAUUAAGAAACAAGAUUGUAGCAAACAAACUGUGGUAGAAAAUUUUUUGAAAUUAUUUGAAGAGGAUUAUCCUGUUGCUGUAAAUAAAAUUGUGUUUGAAACUCAAGGGCAUCGAAAAAGGCAAAAGAAUAUUGUCUUGCCAUCUAUAGAUGAUAUAAAAAUAUUCAAUGCUUAUCUCAAAGCUGAACGCAUAAAAGCUCUAGAAUCUUUACAAACAAAUGGUUUCUCAAUUCACGCAUGGCGUAUGUUAACUGAAAUAACAUUAAUAUCGAUUAUGAUAUUUAAUAGAAGACGUGCUGGUGAACUGGAGCGUGUUUUAAUUGAAAAUUUGGAAAAUUGUGCGGCAAUUUCAAAAGAAGAAGCACCUGAAUUAUAUAAAUCUUUAUCUAAAUAUGUACGGAUGACAAUACGCGGCAAAUUAGGGAGAACGGUUCCUGUGUUACUCCAUGAAGAAAUAUUAAAAUGUAUGCAAAUGAUUAUUAAUUAUCGUAAAGAUGCUGGCGUACCCGAAAAUAAUCCUUAUAUUUUUGGUAUAUAUUCACUCGACAAAAGAAGAUUCAAAUAUUUGAGAGCAUGUGUAUUAAUGCGAAAAUAUUCUGUAAUUUCUGGGGCAAAAAUGCCAACUUCGUUACGAGGUACAAUAUUGCGGAAACAUAUUGCUACAGUAUGUAUGUCAUUAGAUAUAUCUGAACAUGAAGUGAAUAAUCUAGCUGAUUUCAUGGGCCAUCACGAAAAAAUACAUAAAUCGCACUACAGACAGUCAAUCGUAACAAAAGAUUUGGCUAUAUCACGUUUACUCAAAUACGCACAAGGAGGAGACACAACAGAUGAAAGUGAUAAUGUUGAUGAUGAAAAUGAAAACAGGGAUGAUUCGAUUAAUAAUGAUAACUCAAAUUUAAGUUUAAAUACUUCUGAUACUUUAUCAUUAAUACAAACGAGAUCAUCUAAACUGCCACGUUUACUCAAAUACGCACAAGGAGGAGACACAACAGAUGAAAGUGAUAAUGUUGAUGAUGAAAAUGAAAACGGGGAUGAUUCGAUUAAUAAUGAUAACUCAGAUUUAAGUUUAAAUACGUCUGAUACUUUAUCAUUAAUACAAACGAGAUCAUCUAAAUUGCCUAGCAAAGAAAAAAUUAUCAAUAAUCAUCUACAUAAUAAUAUCGAGAAAACAAAAGGAAACCGUUUGGCUUCUAAGAGGAAAGUUAAUUAUAAUAUUAAAAAUGUGACCGAAUCAGAUGAUGAAUGUAAUACAGAAUCAGAUUUAAAUAUUUUAUCAAAAAGAGCAAAGCAAUCUGAACAGGUGACUAGAGGAAAGAAUAACGUAAAUAAUAAUACACAGAGGCAGAAAAAAAGAAUGACAUCUGUUGUUGGUUCUACAAGAAAUAGUACUCAUAAGAUCAGAUGGACGGAUGAUGAACGCACAAUAGUUUUAUCUUCAUUCCAACCUGCCAUAAAAAAUAAAAAAUUGCCAUCUCUUCGUGAAAUUAACGAAAUAAAAAUUAAAUAUCCUGUAUUAAAGGCCCGUACAAGUGCUCAGAUAAAAAGUUGGUUACAUAACCAAAUAAGAAAAAAUACUUAAAACUAUUAUCAUUACAAUGUGUCGUUAAAAUUGCUCUUGUCGUAUAUUCUAUUCUGCUAUUGUUGUUUUCAUAAAAAAAGAUGUCCUAUUACGGUUUGUACAUGUUUUAAAAUUAUAUAACUCUUCUGAUUCUCCUCUAACCAAAGGAAAACAAGUUUUUAUUUUAAAAAAUUAAUGGUUCAAAAUUGUGCAACGUUAUCUCUACGAAUACGAGUACUGCUUUCAAUAUCAAAAUAUCAGAUAUUACAAUGAAAGAAUUAUAUUUUAACAUUGCACCAAUGUGAUACAUCUUUAUUAAGAUUCCGUACAAAAACAGUCUCUAAACAUUCCUUUUAUUGUAAGAAUUAUAAUAGAUUUAAAAUUAUUAUAUAGAUUUAAGAUUA
Molecule: messenger RNA, 3909 nt
Organism: Nylanderia fulva
Lineage: Eukaryota; Metazoa; Arthropoda; Insecta; Hymenoptera; Formicidae
Source: RefSeq, a predicted model, not a curated record